Trichomycterus rosablanca is the source of this 3021-nucleotide messenger RNA. It is a transcript of the gene e2f8, whose product is annotated as E2F transcription factor 8. NCBI's taxonomy places the organism in Eukaryota, Metazoa, Chordata, Actinopteri, Siluriformes, Trichomycteridae. Gene Ontology annotation, cellular component: RNA polymerase II transcription regulator complex. The coding region runs from base 43 to 2658 and encodes 871 amino acids. The record is from RefSeq and is a predicted model, not a curated record. Gene Ontology annotation, molecular function: RNA polymerase II cis-regulatory region sequence-specific DNA binding; DNA-binding transcription factor activity, RNA polymerase II-specific. The transcript is spliced from 14 exons. Gene Ontology annotation, biological process: regulation of transcription by RNA polymerase II.
UAUAAUGUAUUACACUGUUAUUACACAUUAAUUAGAUCCAGCAUGCUCUCACCCACAUAUUAUAAUGCAGUAAAGAAAAGGUGGAAGAUGACCAGCACUUUACUGGAAGCCAAAAACUUGAAGUGGAAUCCCACAAACUCAGCAAUUUAUGAGAAGAAGAAAGACGUGUUCGUGGAGCCACGAAUGCCAUUGAUCUGUGGAAACACUCAGGAAGCUCAGAAGAACAUGGGCCCUUUAUCCACCCCUACGAAAGGCGCCGAUGCUCCUGCGGUCGAACCGUGGACUCCGACAUCCAACCUGAAGAUGCUGAUCAGUGCUGCGAGUCCAGAGAUACGGAACAGAGAAAAAGAAAAGACCAUUGCUGAGGAAACUGAGAUCUCCUCCCAGGUUGACACUGAACAUAGUGAGGAAUCUGAGAAGCUGCAGAUGAGCAGGAAAGAUAAAAGUCUUGGUUUGCUGUGCCACAAAUUUCUGGCUCGGUAUCCAGAUUACCCAAUUCCAGCCGUAAAUAAUGACAUCUGCCUCGACGAUGUUGCUACUGAACUGAAUGUUGAACGGCGCCGUAUUUACGACAUCAUGAACGUCCUAGAGAGCCUAAACAUGGUCAGCCGACUGGCUAAAAACCGGUACACGUGGCACGGGCGUGCCCAGUUGGAACGAACACUUGCAUCCCUGCAGAGAGAGGGAGAGAAGUUACAGUACAGCCAGCAGAUUCAGCAGAUCCGACAGAGGAACAUGGAGGAGAUGCUGGAGACGGAAGGAGAGGAAAAAGAAAACGAGGAGCUGGAUGGAGACGUCACGCCCAGAGAGUCGAACUUUGCCGCUGAUGUAAAAGGGGCGAGCCGUAAGGACAAAUCUCUUCGGGUCAUGAGUCAGAAGUUCGUUAUGCUGUUCCUGGUGUCAAGUCCGCGAGUUGUUAGUCUGGAGGUCGCUGCUAAAAUCCUGAUCGGAGAAGAUCAAGUGGUGGAUCAGGAUAAAAGCAAGUUUAAGACCAAGAUUCGUCGUCUGUAUGAUAUUGCGAACGUUCUCAGUAGUUUAGAGCUCAUUAAGAAGGUUCAUGUGACGGAGGAACGAGGGAGAAAACCUGCAUUUGAAUGGACCGGGCCGGAGAACCUGCCCUCUCCACAGGGUUUGAACGUUGACACGGCGGUUCCCCCUCAGCCCCUCAAAUCGCGCUCGUCUUUGGACAACUGCACUAAAAACCUGUUCUGCCCGCCCGGCACUAAACGAGGAUUCACCCGGCAUCACUCGCUCGUGAAGCUCGCCAAAAGUAUUCAGGACGAUCGCAGAAAGAUCAGCUCUGCCCCGUCCAGCCCUGUUAAAAUCUCCAGUGAAGCUGUGAACGGAAGUUUCUAUUCCAGUAAAAUGGACCACCUUGCUGCCAUCUGUAAAAUGCAACUGGACCAGCAGGACGUGGGGGUACAGAAGCGUGACCUUGGGAGAGCUACGGACUUUCAGCAGAAGAGCGCUGUGAUGUCACCUAUUACCCCAACUAUAGUGUCAGGGGCAGAAGUUAGCCCCCACCCUGUGCAGUUGUCCUUUGCGCCUUCUCCCUGCUGCUCACUCGUACCUGUGCUGCUUCCUCACACCUUGUAUGUCGGCCAUGCCCCCGUCAGGACACGCACGGUCUCCAGACCCACGCCCUCCAGCGCCGCUGUGCGCUCCAUGACCUUUGAAAGCCCCAGAGGAGCAAACGUAAGGCCGUUACCAGUCACCACAGCAGCAACCAGUCAGUGCCAAGACUUAACAAGUCCACCUCUGAAGCGUGCAUGUGUGGAAGCAGCAGAGGGAAGUCCCAGUAAAAUAAAACGCACCGAGACCAACUCAAAGAGCACCUCCCCGAAGCUAUGUGAGAUCCUGCAGGCGCGUCUGAAAACCCGCAGAGGAGCGCCGAGCUCCAGCCGUGCCUCCGCCAGAGCCCUGCACCUGGACCCCGAAUUCAACCAAACACCCCAAAACAAACCGGGAGCUGUGGAACCCAGCAUGGACCUGCAGCACUUCCUGGAGAAAGAGGAACAUGAAGAGAGCACGCAGAACACGCCAGCACCUAUUUUACAGAUACAUCAGAGGAACAGUCCGACAGUGCAGGAUUUACCCGCACAUACACACACAGAGACUCUGAUCCCCACAGGUUAUCUGAUUCCAAUAUCCCAGCAGCCCCUGCUAGGCUUUAAAGAAACGCUGAGUUCCAGCAGAGAAUCGAAUAAAUCCUCAACAUCGACCCCAACCUACAUCUACCACACACCCACCGCAGGUACGAGAGCUCUACCCCCUCAGGAGUUCACCCCAUCCCCCCUGCCCAUCCAUCGGCUCAGCCCCAACCCCUCCAUCCUAAACUUCACCCUGCAGAACCUCGCCCUGAUACACAACACACACUGCGGCACCACGCCCGAGCAGCUGAGCACCAGUCCCUCUACACACACUCACACACACGCGCCGCUCCAACCACACGGCAUGAUCUUCAUCAAGCCUGUAUCUCCGCUUACACUCAUCAGCCUGCAGCAGCCAAUCCUGACCACGCCCAAAGCUGGCUCCGCCCCUCUGCACAGUUUCUUCCAUACUCCAGUCUCUGCCCAAUCCACUGUGACCACGCCCACCACUACCAAGACCUUGUACAUUCCUCAGAGAAAACUGGAAGUGAGCUCAGAGGAGCACUGAGAGAAUCCUGGACUGAGAAUAUCAGUCAACAAAUCGUUUACUUCAGAACGUGUGUGUGUGUAUCUGUGUGAGUGUAUGUGCAUGUGUCUGUGUGUGUGUGUGUGUGUGUGUGUAGUAACUCACAUUAGCAUUCUCUUUGAUUUCUGUAUAAAUCCUCAGUACUGUAUGAGUGAUUGUAAACAGAAUGUCUGUGAUGAUUAAUGGUCCCAAUUUGAGGAUAAUCAAAUAUAGGAAAUGAACGUGUGUGUGCGCGACACCAUGAAUAUGGUGCUAAUUAUAUUCUAAAUUAAAAUGUUUAGGUGCUAAAAUUGUUUAUAAAUGAAUAAGUAUUAAAGAUGCACUAAUAAAAUGAUUGUACUGUAA